Lutzomyia longipalpis is the source of this 1737-nucleotide messenger RNA. RefSeq names its product arginase-2, mitochondrial (gene arg). Gene Ontology annotation, cellular component: nucleus; cytosol; cytoplasm. The transcript has 3 exons. Lineage: Eukaryota; Metazoa; Arthropoda; Insecta; Diptera; Psychodidae. Gene Ontology annotation, molecular function: manganese ion binding; arginase activity. The record is from RefSeq and is a predicted model, not a curated record. Bases 671 to 1648 code for a protein of 325 amino acids.
AUUUUCAGUUCAUCGUGAACAUUGCACGCGGUAUGUCGCUCUUGGCCAUUGUCCUGUGCUCUGUGCCCGUGUGUGCCCUUACCCUGCUGUGCCUCCUCGUGCGGCAUGUCCGGCACUUCCGACGCCUCCAGGAAGCACAGCAGAAGACACGUACCACCGGCCUUAUCUUCAGCCCAAUCCACAGGGACAAUGGGCUGAGACUUUGGAUAACAGAGACAGCUUAAAUGGGUUUUUUUUUCUUGCCUGCCUUGUGCCAGGCAGAGAAAAAAAAUUAGAAUUUGCCAGAACGUUCAAUGCCAAAAAUUAUUAUUUGUGCCCAGAAGAUAAUGCGAUCUCUCAGUCCGAGCAAAAAUGUCCAAGGAAUAUUCCAUUAGACAAUUUUUGGGGAAAACAACCCGAAAGAGAAGGACAAAAAAACCUCUUUGGGUUUUGCGAUAAGGAGUGUUUUGGGAAUUUUUUGUCCCUCCCCUUCGUGUACACUUUGGAAGUCUUUUUGGGAGAUGUCUUUGAGGAGUCAGUUCGUCGUCAGUUAUCAUCUGAGUGUCGUGACAAAAACAUCAGAAAAAUAAUUCUUCUACAACAAGAAGACUCUUCUGUGGGAAUUUUUCUUCUCUAUAAAUCCAAAAGAAAGUGCUGAAGAAUUCUUAAUUAAAAUACAAAAGUGGGGAAAAUGUUUCGAAAUCUAACACGUGCUCUGCAUCAAAUUCAACGGGAGCCCCUUCAGAAGCAACUGCAGAAAAUUGGCAUCAUUGGGGUACCUUUUUCGCGGGGUCAGAAAAAAUUUGGCGUUGAAUGUGGCCCCAAAGCUAUUCGUGAUGCUGGUCUUGUGCGAGAACUCCGAGAAAUUUCAGAUGAUAUCAAUAUCAAGGACUUUGGAGAUGUAACGUACGAAGCUAAACCUGCAAAGAUCAAGCCCCGCAAUAUGCUUGGGUAUGACGACGUUGUUGCGUGCAAUCAUCGUCUGUCUGAGAAAGUCUUUGAGAUCCUUGCUGAUGAUCGUUUGUGCAUCACCUUGGGCGGAGAUCAUGCCAUCGGGAUUGGUUCCGUUGACGGUCACGUACGACAACGGGAAAACAUCGCAAUUGUCUGGGUUGAUGCACACGCCGAUCUCAACACCAACACUUCAUCGCUAUCUGGAAAUGUGCACGGCAUGCCUCUGGCCUUGUUAGCUGAAGAAUUCGCUGGGAUGUGGCCAUAUCUACCCAAUAUGGAUUGGCAGGUACCGCGAGUGUCUACGCGCAAUAUCGCCUACAUCGGACUACGAUCAGUUGAUGACUUCGAAAAGGACAUGAUUGCACGGUACAACAUUACAGCCUUCGGAAUGCGAGAUGUGGACAAACACGGGAUUCACGAUGUCAUCAAUAUGGCCCUCGAGGCAAUUGAUCCCAAAGCUGAUAGAUCAAUCCAUCUUAGUUUCGACAUUGAUGCUCUCAAUCCUCUAGAAGCUCCCAGCACAGGAACAUCCGUUCCAGGUGGCCUAGCACUUCGCGAAGGGAUUCACAUUGUUGAGGAAGUUCACAAAACCCGACGACUUGGCGUAUUGGAUCUUGUUGAAGUAAAUCCCAGAAUUGGGAAUAAGGAACAAGUUCAGGACACCGUGAAUGCCGCCAUUGAGAUUAUUAAAGCAGCCUGUGGUAAUUUUAGAUAAGAUUUAGAGCCCCUCAAGACUUCCUGUAUAAGGCUAUAUAGAUGUAAGAGAUAAUCCUACUCAAUAAAGAUGAUCUUCAUGCUACUUAA